Molecule: messenger RNA, 2837 nt
Organism: Boleophthalmus pectinirostris (great blue-spotted mudskipper)
Lineage: Eukaryota; Metazoa; Chordata; Actinopteri; Gobiiformes; Gobiidae
Exons: 3
Coding region: 1-642 (213 amino acids)
Source: RefSeq, a predicted model, not a curated record
AUGGAGGUGUUCUCCCCCGACGAGGACGAGGACGUUCCCGUCACCGCGGCGACCGCAUCCGCCACGCCCUCCGCCACCGCCGUAACGUCAGGCCCCGCCCCCAGCCCCAAAGCUCGCCGCUCGUCCGCCUCGAUGCUUCACCGCCUCCUCACGCUCCCGUCUCAGCUGCUCGAGGACGAAGACGCCGACGACAGCGAGAUGGAGAGCAUCGCCAUCUCCAUGGCGACGGAGGCGGCGGCGGCGGCUGCGGGCGCCACGGAAACGGCCCGCGGCCUGGCGUCGCCCGCGGCAACCAGAGACGAGGAAGACGAGGACGACGAGGAGGAGGAGGAAGAGAGACGCAAGAAGAAGCGUCGUCGCGUGUGGACGGAGUGCGAGGACUGUGGCCGCAGGUUCAGUCGUGUUUCUCUCCUCAAAGCUCAUCGUCAGUCGCACCUUUCAGAAUCCUCUCCCCCCCCAACGACUCCCCCCCAACGACUCUCCCCCCGGCGAUUCUCCGGCCGCGUCGCUUCGCUGCGACCAGUGCGGCAAACGCUUCUCCUCCAACACCCGACUCCAGAGCCACGUGCGGACCAGCCACGCCCACAAACACGCCUGACCACGCCCACAACGAGGCCUGACCACGCCCACAACGAGGCCUGACCACGCCCACAAACAUACAAGACCAAUACAACAGACCACGCCCACAACAAGGCUUGACCACGCCCACAAACACACCUGACCACGUCCACAGCAAGGCCUGACCAUGCCUACAAACACAACAGACCAAUACAACAGACCACGCCCACAGAGAGGCCUGGUCACGCCCACAAACACGCCUGAUCAUGCCCACAAACAUACAAGACCAAUACAACAGACCACGCCCACAACAAGGCCUGACCACGCCCACAAACACAACAGACCAAUACAACAGACCACGCCCACAGAGAGGCCUGGUCACGCCCACAAACACACCUGACCACACCCACAAUGAGGCUAGACCACGCCCCCAAAACAACAACUGACCAACACAACAGACCAUGUCCACAACGAGGCCUGACCACACCCCACACACCUGACCACACCCACAACCACACCUGAACAUAACGACAACAACACCUGGCCACGCCGCAAACACAUCUGACCACACCCACAAAGAGGCCUGACCACUCCCACAGCGAGGCCUGACCGACACAACAGACUACGCCCACAACAACACCUGACCACGCCUGCAGCAAGGCCUGAUCACGCCCACAAACACGCCCACAAACACGCCUGACCAAUACAAAAGACCACGCUCACAAAUAUGUCUGACCACGCCCACAACGAGGCCUGACCACGCCCAAAAAACAAGCCAGACUACACUGACAAACACACCUGACCACGCCCACAACACCUGACCAAUACAACAGUCCACGCCCACAAAACAGGCCAGGUCACGCCCACAAACACGCCUGACCACGCCCACACAGAGGCCUGCCCACAGCCUGAAGACAAGAAAUCGUGUUAAAAUGCACCGUAGUAUCCAACCACAGACUCCAAGACAAGAAAACGGGCUAAAAAACUCAGUUGAACUCAACCACAGUCACAACCACAGGCCUCGUCCGGCGAAAAGACGAGAGAACCAGUGAAAAACGGAAAAAAUAAAACAUACAACACAAGAUAACCACGUUCACAAGCAGGUCUCAAGACAAGAAAACGGGCUGAAACACAACGGAACUCAUUGCAGUCACAAUCACAGGCCUGAAGACAAGGAACUAGGUUUAAAAAAUAAAUAAAUAAACUAAAGAAGAACACGGAGACGACAAAGACUGAAAACUGAAGCCGGUGUGGUUUUAUGGACAAACAGAAUCGAACCAGAGACAAGCGAGAAGACAAGAAAAUGGGCAAAGGUCAAAUACAGUACAAGGAGACAAGAAAGUGGGCAAAAUAACUCACAAAAACCUGCUGAGGGAUUUGAGUUUGUGGCAAGGCAAUAAAAUGGGACAAAAAUAAAAGGCCUGAAGGGAAACAGUGGGCGAAAUAUAAAAAAAAAAACAUCAGACCUGGAGACGAGAAAAAGGGCAAAUCUCUAAUGUUAAAGUGGAAACCGUAGAAUAAAACCUGAAGCCUGAAGGGAAAAUACUGGGUUAAAUCAAGCGCAAAUAGAUUCAGACCAAACCCAGGGAAAAAUGGUACAAAAAAUAACCAGUGGAGGUGAAAACAAGCAAAAAACGAAAAAGAAGAGGGAUAAACCGAGAAAUAAAAGUGUGAGGGUUCCUUGGACGGGCCUGAAGACCAAACUCGGGGAAAAAUGCGCAAUUAGCCAAUCAGUUAAAACUCAAGAGAAGAAAAAACAGCUCUUUAAAUCUGCCAAAAAUAAACUACAAACUACGAAUGUUAGUUAAAGCUGCACUCGACUUUUCUGUGUCCGUGGAGAUGUUAUUGCUUUGUGUGGAAUGUUCCGCAGUACAGCUUUAUUACAUUUAUUCGACUGCGGGCGUUUUUAUUGAUCAAAAAUACCUAGAAAAACUUACCGUAUUUUCUGCAGUAUAGGGUGUAUUUUUUUUUUACUUUUCACGUAGAAACGGCCCCGGACUUUAAGGCGCAUUAAAGGAAAACAACAGUUGGAUAAAUCUGUCAAACUUUAUUUAACACGUUCACAAAAACUCUCAACUUUUAAAUUGUAACGUGUAAAAAAAAAUCCUGUGUGAAAAGUGAAAAAUGCGGCAGAAGAAGAAACUCAGUCCGUGUUUCAUUCAUUCAUUCGUUUUUCAAUAUAAAACUAAAAUAAGAAAACGGAAAAAAAACAAAGAUUUUCUUCAGUAUUUGCGCCUCCGGAAUAAACCAGGACUGAGCCAGGACUAAACCAGCUCCAG